Messenger RNA from Pelodiscus sinensis (Chinese soft-shelled turtle), 1985 nucleotides. NCBI's taxonomy places the organism in Eukaryota, Metazoa, Chordata, Testudines, Trionychidae. The record is from RefSeq and is a predicted model, not a curated record.
AUGUGCCGGUCGGUGGCACCAGGUUUUGACGGCCUCGGGGGGGCGGUGACCUUCGAGGAGGUGGCCGUGUAUUUCACCGAAGAGGAAUGGGCGCUGCUGGACCCCGCGCAGAGACACCUCUACCGGGCUGUCAUGCGGGAGAACUACGAGACGGUGACCUCGCUGGGUGAUGGGCUGGUGGGUGAGGACAAGGAGACGGUCCUUGAACAGGCAGGUCCCGAGGGAGUAGACCCACAGGGGACCUGUCUGGGAAGAGGCGAAACGGGUGUUCCCCAGCAUCCGGGGCAGGAGGGUCAGCCCAGGCCAGAGAGACUGCAGGGAGACCAGCUAGGGGAAGGAGGGAAGACAUCCCCUCUCCGAGAUGGAGCUGGAACGGUGACCCCCCCGAGGAUCUGCCCCGAAGCGAAACCGUCGGCCGGUGCCGGAGGCGGGCAAAAUUCCCGCGGGCCUCCACGCCGGACUGCUCAUCGGCGAGCAUGCCAGGGAGAGAAAAUCUACCCGUGCCCGGUGUGCGGGAAAGGCUUCCGCCGCAGCGCCAACCUCCUGGCCCACCAGAGCGUGCACACGGGGGAGCGGCCCUACCGGUGCGCCGAGUGCGGGAAACGCUUCAGCCGCGCUUCCAACCUCCUGGCGCACCAGAGCCUGCACACCGGGGAGCGGCCCUACCGGUGCGCCGAGUGCGGGAAAACCUUCAGCCGCAGCUCCAACCUCCUGGCCCACCAGAGCGUGCACACGGGGGAGCGGCCCUACCGGUGCGCCGAGUGCGGGAAACGCUUCAGUUGCGGCUCCCACCUCCUGACGCACCGGCGGGUCCACACCGGGGAGAGGCCCUAUCGGUGCCAGGACUGCGGGACAAGCUUUAGCUGCAGCUCGCACCUCGUGGCCCAUCGGCGCGUCCACACGGGGGAGAAACCCUACAGAUGUCUCGACUGUGGGAAAAGCUUCAGCUGCAGCUCCCACCUCCUGGCCCACCUGAACGUCCAUACGGGACAGAGGCCCUAUAGAUGCGUCCUUUGUGGGAGGAGCUUCAGCGGCCCCUCCAACCUCAGUGCUCAUCAGAGAGUCCACAUGGGGGAGAGACCCUAUACGUGCCCCGAAUGCGGGCGAAGCUUCGGCCGGAGUUCGCACCUCCUUGUCCACCAGAAAGUGCACGGGAGAGACGAGGCGCUCUCGAGUCUCUUCCGGCCGGGGGCGGAUUUUUGCCACCCGUGUGCGGAAUAAUUUGUUGUGCACCACGGCACAUGCAAAUGUGCACCACCACCAGCUGAGUGGUGGGCAGCUCUGCUAAUCAGCUGGGUGCCAGGUGCAUGUUGGGUGAGGGUGGGACUCGAACCAUCGAUCUCUGGCUCUAAGGCCGGGUGGGAGAGACCCUAUGCGUGACCCGAAUGUGGGCAAAGCUUCGGUCGGAGUUCACACCUCCUUGUCCACCAGAAAGUGCAUGGGAGAGACAAGGCGCUCUCGCGUCUUUUCCGACUGGGGAUGGACUUUUGCCACCCAUGUGCGGAAUAAUUUUUUUCAGCGUGCCGAGGCAUGUGCACCACCACAAACCGAGUGGUGGCCAGCUUUGCCAAUCAGCUGGUGGCCUGAGUGGCGGCACAAGCCCCCAGCUCACAGGGAACCCUGGUAGAAGAGAGACCCUAUACGUGCCCCAAAUGUGGGCGAAGCUUCAAUUGGAGUUCCCACCUCCUUGUCCAGCAGAAAGUGCACGGAGAGACAAGGCACGCUCUAAUUUUUUCCUCUUGUGUGUGGAUUUUUACCACCCAUGUGCAGAAUAAUUUUUUUCAGUGCGCUGAGGCAUGUGCACCACCACAAACCAAGUGGUGCGCAGCUCUUCCCGUCAUCUGAUAUCUCUCCUGAGAGGCCACACAAGCGCCCAGCUCCCAGGGAAUCGGGGGGAGGGAGGCCCUAUAGACCCCUCGACUGUGAGUAAAACUCAUUUUCCAGAGCCCGGCCCAUGAAUAAAACGUUUGUGGCUUUCCCUUCGC